Molecule: messenger RNA, 1266 nt
Organism: Manis pentadactyla (Chinese pangolin)
Lineage: Eukaryota; Metazoa; Chordata; Mammalia; Pholidota; Manidae
Gene: SPATC1L
Product: spermatogenesis and centriole associated 1 like
Source: RefSeq, a predicted model, not a curated record
ACAGGCAAUGCAGGGGAACAAAGAUACAGUGGCAGCUGACUCCUCAUGGGGAGCAAUGCAAGCCGAAGACUGCAACCGCAGCCUGGAAGCCUGAAAGGGGAAACUGCAACUUCAGGCUCCAUGUCCACAGAAAGCAACUCAUGGAGGCUGGUGGGACUCCAUGAACCACCUGUGUGUGUGCGUGAUUGGUCCACACAGCCCUUGUGCCCUGGCCAGAGGUCUUCCCUUAGGUCCAGUAAUGGCCAGUGUCCCAGACGGCCAGUGCUCAUGUCUGUGCCUCAUGAAGGAGAACCAGAUGCUGAAGUGCCUGCUCAGUCAGGGAACCUGCCAGGACCACAGCCACCUCCUCCCCAGGGCGCCUGCCCACCCUGAGGACCGCUACCUCGGGAGCACAGUUCCGAACUUUGCGGGGCUCGCCAGCAUCCCUGAGGCAUCCUCCCAGCUGCCGCCGUCCUCCCUGGAGGACCUGCUGUGCUCACACGCACCCCUCUCCAGGGAGGAUGAAGCCUCCCAGGUGCACUUCAAGGUUUUCCUCAGCAACCCUGAGCUGCAUGUGCCCCACAGCCCCGACAGGAGGCUCUUCCCAUAGCUGAGCCCCUGGCAGGACUCGCUGAUGGACAAGACCCUGCUGGAGCCCAGGGAGAUGGUCCGACCCAAGGAGGUGUGCUUCUCGGAGAGCAGCCUGCGCACUGGGGACAGGAUCAGGAGCAGCUACUACCUGAAUGAGAUCCAGAGCUUCACCAGUGCCGAGAAGGACGGUGCCGUGGGGGAGAUUGCCUUCCAGCUGGACCGGCACAUCCUGGCCUACGUCUUCCUGGGGGUAACCCAGCUGUAUGGCCUCACCAUCUCCAACAUCCCCGAGAAGAUCAGGCAGACGUCCAUCAAGUCCCUGGACGGCUCCGUGGAUGAGAAGCAGCUGCCGCGCCUGGAGAAGCGGGGCUACAACUGUGACUUGCACCCGGUGUUCGGGGAGCCCCUCAUCAACACCUCCGGUACCCUCCAGCGUGGCCCCGCCGCGCUGUGCGAGCUGGUCAUCGGAGUAGUGCCACCCAAGGUCCUGGGCGACUCGCUGCGGCUGCUCUCCGCCUGCUGAGCCCCGCGCCUGCCCCUGCAAUAAACAUUUUGUUCCCAACCCAGGGCCGCAUGCGCCUGAAUCCUGCCCACGGGGAAGGUCUGCGCGCCCGCCAGCGCCUGGCGCAGGUGCCUCUCCAGACCUGCCACAUCCCCAGGCGCCCCCACUGCUGCACACAGCUGUGGUACUGCCGC